AUGUCGCAGGAUUCGUCGAGCGCUAGUCGUUCGCCUCGUUCCGGGCGACGUCUUUUUUCCUCCUCCUCGGAGAGUUCCACAAGUUCGCAGCACUCCACCGCUCGUGAUCUGGCGCCGGAAAGUCCUGGUGCUGCACUGGGACAAGCUUCUGAUGGACAGCAGGAAUCUUCCGGUUCGCGUCAUCAGAGCCCACUUUCGGCGCCCUCAUCUCAGGAAUCGCUAUCUCAGCAACAACAGAUCAUCGGCCAAGAAGGAACUGAAGAUGCCGAAUCGCAAUCGUCUCAACGUGUUGGUGCCGGCCAUUCACCACCUCGAUCGCAAUUAACCGAAUCCAGUGCACUGCAUUAUGGAUCGGAAUUUGACGUUUCAAGUCAUAUUGGCAGUACGGCACUAUCGCAGCGAUCAGCCCCUCGACAUGUUCGAGCCGAUAUCAACUGUGCACCAUCGCAUCAUCGUACAAUUCGUAUCGAUAACAUGGAGGAUGAUUUGGUGGAAGGUGGCGGUGGUGGUGAGGGGGGCACCACACGGCUUUAUAUCUGGGGAACACGUAUUUGCGUCUAUGAAGUGCAGUGCGCAUUUCGUCGUUUUGUGAUGGAAUACAAACCCUCGGCCGUUUCGGAUGAUGAAAAUGUGCUAACGCUUCCAACCAAUUUACGAAUGGAAAUUGAUUUGGAACGACCAUAUUACUUGGAGCGCCUAUAUGAAAUAGAUCAGAGUGAAAGCAUUGCAUUCAACGAUAUCAUUCCAUACUUGGAUUUGACAGUGAAUGAAAUUUUUGCCGAAAAAUAUCAAAAAGUGCUGUACUCGCCGAUUGAGGUUCGCCCGUUCAAUGCCGAGAAAACACGUAAUAUGCGCGCUCUGAACCCGGGCGAUGUUGAUCAGCUAAUUACAAUAAGUGGUAUGGUGACACGAAAAUCACCACCAAUACCGGAAAUGCGACAAGCAUAUUUCCAGUGCAACACUUGCAACUUUUCGGUAAUUUUUCUUUUUUUUGCAGCUCUUGAAAUUUGUGCGAAACAAGGUUAUCACGGUGCGAAUAUUGAGGAAGUUAUCGAUGAGGAUUGA
This is a messenger RNA of Gongylonema pulchrum, 1065 nucleotides long. Lineage: Eukaryota; Metazoa; Nematoda; Chromadorea; Rhabditida; Gongylonematidae. The record is from the annotation of a GenBank genome assembly.